CAUCCACAUCUCUUCAUUUCUCCGUCUGCUCAGCUUCUGUUCCUGCUUCUUUUUUUGUCACAUCCCUUCAUUUUCUCCUCCUCCUUCCUUCUCUCUCCUUUUAAAAAAAAAAAAAAAAAAAAAAUUGAUUCUUCAUCUGCGACAUGCUCCUCACGUGAAGUCCGUCAACUUGCAGAGCACUGUGGAUGCCCAGUUAAAAAACAAAACAUAGAAAAGAAGGCAAAUGCUCUGUCGGGGAAUAAGAGGAAAAGCGCACGUUUGCAUCUUUCACUGAGUGCCUUGGCUUGAACGGAGCAACAGUAUGGAUCUGUCAUUCAUGGCUGCGCAGAUCCCAGUUAUGACGGGAGCCUUCAUGGACUCCUCGCCCAACGACGACUACAGCGGCGAGCACUCCCUCUUUAACUCCUCGGCCAGCGUCCAUGCCGCUGCCUCUGCCGCCUCGGUACACGGCCAACAGGAUGAGCAGCAGUCCAUGUCCAGCGAUGCCAUCUGGCUCUGGAUCGCCAUCAUCGCCACCAUAGGAAACAUUGUGGUGGUUGGCGUCGUCUAUGCCUGCACUUUCUGAUGAACAUAUGCUGACAAAGACAAACACACGCACGCACACACACACACACACACACACACACACACACACACACACACACACACACACACACACACACACACAUCCUGCUUUUUCCGGAUAUCUGGACCCCUGAGCGAGGCCACGCUUUGUAGACAGACACUC
Epinephelus moara (kelp grouper) is the source of this 727-nucleotide messenger RNA. RefSeq lists its product as uncharacterized. Lineage: Eukaryota; Metazoa; Chordata; Actinopteri; Perciformes; Serranidae. The transcript is spliced from 2 exons. The coding region runs from base 302 to 565 and encodes 87 amino acids. The record is from RefSeq and is a predicted model, not a curated record.